CUUUGUGACAUCACGUCCGCUUUGUACACACCUCCGGUGCCGGUAGAGCUAGGCCCCCGUGACUUAGCAGACGUGCAAUCUGUAGACGUGAUCGGGUUGAGAGUACCGUAGCGACAUGUUUCUCACACGCUCCGAGUAUGACAGGGGGGUGAAUACAUUCUCUCCAGAAGGCAGGCUCUUUCAAGUGGAAUAUGCUAUUGAAGCGAUAAAGCUUGGCUCUACAGCCAUUGGUAUCCAAACUUCAGAAGGAGUAUGUCUUGCAGUCGAGAAGAGGAUCACAUCACCUUUAAUGGAGCCCAGCAGCAUCGAGAAGAUUGUGGAGAUAGAUGCUCAUAUAGGCUGUGCUAUGAGUGGGUUAAUUGCAGAUGCAAAGACAUUAAUUGAUAAAGCUCGAGUUGAAACACAGAAUCAUUGGUUUACCUAUAAUGAGACAAUGACUGUAGAAAGUGUCACACAAGCAGUCUCCAAUCUAGCACUACAGUUUGGAGAGGAGGAUGCUGACCCUGGAGCCAUGAGCCGCCCAUUUGGAGUUGCUCUUCUUUUCGGUGGUGCUGAUGAGAAAGGACCUCAGCUUUUUCACAUGGAUCCUUCUGGAACGUUUGUUCAGUGUGAUGCCCGAGCCAUUGGCUCUGCUUCUGAAGGAGCUCAGAGCUCACUACAGGAGGUUUAUCAUAAGUCAAUGACCCUAAAAGAAGCCAUUAAAUCAUCGCUCACUAUUCUAAAACAGGUGAUGGAAGAGAAAUUGAAUGCUAUAAACAUUGAGCUUGCAACCAUAGAGCCUGGGAAGAAAUUUCAUAUGUACUGUAAGGAGGAGCUAGAAGAGGUUAUAAAGGACAUUUGAGCAUCAUGGUUGGCCUUCCGGAGCAGAUUGGACCACAGCUGCCACACCCUGCUUUCAGUUUCCACUUUUGUAUGAUUUUUGUCUGUAUUUAGAUGCAGGUUUAAGUUGUUUCAAAUAAAAUUUUCUUACUCUUAAAAGC
Molecule: messenger RNA, 980 nt
Organism: Nanorana parkeri
Lineage: Eukaryota; Metazoa; Chordata; Amphibia; Anura; Dicroglossidae
Gene: PSMA5
Product: proteasome subunit alpha 5
Exons: 9
Coding region: 116-841 (241 amino acids)
Biological process (GO): proteasome-mediated ubiquitin-dependent protein catabolic process
Cellular component (GO): nucleus; proteasome core complex; proteasome core complex, alpha-subunit complex
Source: RefSeq, a predicted model, not a curated record